This is a messenger RNA of Saccostrea cuccullata (small rock oyster), 2769 nucleotides long. Its product is annotated as serine/threonine-protein phosphatase 6 regulatory ankyrin repeat subunit A-like. The transcript has a single exon. The record is from RefSeq and is a predicted model, not a curated record. The coding region runs from base 1 to 2769 and encodes 922 amino acids. Lineage: Eukaryota; Metazoa; Mollusca; Bivalvia; Ostreida; Ostreidae. Gene Ontology annotation, molecular function: protein binding.
AUGACAGAUUUAGAGAUAUAUCGCAGCACUGUGUUACAGAUCUUUGGUCAAGAAAAUCACAAACUAGUCUUAACAUGUCGUAAAAUUGUAUACAAUGAAGCGAAACCUUAUCAUGUUUUUGACAAUUAUAGUGUAGUUGACAUCGAAGACAAAGAUCAUGCUUUAAACAAUACUGAGAAGCAAAAACUUUUACAAAUAUACGGCAUCGAGAAAUUAGUUGAAGAGUCAUCAUUAGAAAGAUCAAAUUUAAUGUUUCCUCUUAACUGCUAUAUAUUGUUUCAAAACAGAGAUGAGUUGUUAAAAUCUGGAGCGCCCAAAAAAGUUCUAGAUCAUCGGGGAUACCUUCUAAACGAGUUGGAUACUAUGAGUAAAUCAGAGAGAACAAAAGUACUGUAUGCGUCCUUGGUUUUUCUCAUGAUAGCUAACAAUAAUUUUACAGAUGAAAAGCUAAAAAAUAAGGAAAUCUUAAAUGAGAUUUUUAUUAAAUGCAAUAUCUAUGAUCAUCUACCACACAGCAGAGAGAUUCGAGAGAAACUGCAAUUUUCGGAAAAUGCUUACGUCAUCAAAACAGAUUUUGGUUUCAAAUUUCUACAUGAUUCUCUUUUUGAAAUCUUUGCAUUUCAUUUUGGUCAAGAUGAAGACAAUCAAAGUCUGCUUUUAAAGCAUAUUGACAUAGAAUAUUUAGCAAAUAACACAUAUAUGGGAGGCCUGGAGGAGGAAUCUUCUGAAAGAGACUUCCAGAUAAGGAUCUUCCCAAAUAAUUACAAAAUACUGUGUAAUAGAUUGUUUCACGCUCUUCAGGGGAUUAUUCAAUUUGAACUGGAUGUUCGUUCUGUUAAUCCCAUUCUCACUCACAAAUGCUGGAGCAAUGAAGAAUUUAUUCGCAUUUUGUUAAAAACUGUCGGUAAAAAAAACAUUGUAGAUUUGUUCUUUAAACCAUACCGUGUUUCAAAAGUCAAACCAAAAUCAAGAGCUCCAGGGAAACGUAGCUCAUGGCUUCAUAUACAGGGAUUACUAGAAAAUGAAAAUUAUGGCCAGACAGGAAUACCAGGGGUGCCAGAUGAUGGGGAAACCAGACUUAUAGAAUGGAUUGUUUUUAAAGGACAUUUAGAGUUUAUACAAAGUGUUCUUACACGUCAGGGGAUAUUAAGUUUGUUUCUGUUUAAAAGGAAAAUAGAUCCUGAUCGGUUGUUUUGGCUUUCUAUCUACAGUAUGAACAAGGAUAUGUUUAAUUUUGCUCUUUCUGAAAUGAACCAUAAUCAAAUAGAAAAACAUAUAAAUGCAUUAUCGUUUUAUUUGGAAACGCCCCUUACUCUUGCCUGUUCAUUAGGUGUAUUUGAAAUAGUGAAGAUUCUAGUAGAAAAAGGUGCCAAUAUAGAAAAGUGUAACAUAAAAAAUGAAUCCCCUUUAUUUCUUGCUAUUAAGAGUGGUUCAGAGGAAAUUGUUCAUUUUUUGUUAGAAAAGAAUCCAUUGAUUAGAGUGGAACAUGAAAUGAUAUCUCCAUUUGAAACUGCAAUGGAAAGAAAUGUAUAUAUUUUCAAAUCAGUAUUGCAAAAAUGCGAUGUCAAGAGUACAAAUCAUGAUGGCAAAACACCUUUGCAUCUUGCAGCAGAAAAGGGAUUUAGUGAUGUCGUUGAAAAUUUGAUUGAUCGUCGAGCAAAUGUAAACGCUGCAGAUGACAACCAAGAAACGCCUACACACAUUGCAUGCUCUAAAAAUAAUAAAGAAAUCGUACGUUUGCUUUUGCAAGCUGGUGCUCAUCUCGAUGCGUUAAAUGCAAGAAAAGAAACACCCUUAGACAUUGCUUUGAACACGGAUUUGGGUGAUGUUUUGCAAACUAUUUGCAUUGAACGUACCCUUGAGCAUUUCAAAGUACUGCUUGAACAAACUCAUUAUGUGAAGAAAUGGUCAAACCAUACCAUGGAAGUAGAUCCUUCGUUUGGUGUUGCUAAAAAUAUUAUAGAUACAAUACUUAAAAAGAUUCUAAGAAAUUGUUCUGUUGAAAAUCUGAAAUUGAUUUUGGAAAAGAGUGAGAUUGAUGGAACUAUUGUUGAUGGCAAAUCGCCUUUGCAUAUCGCUGUAGAAAAUGAUUUUUAUGAUUUUGUUGACACUUUGGUUCAUCGUGGUGCCAGUGCAAAUGCAAGGGACGAUAGCAGUAAUACACCUUUGCAUAUUGCAUGCUAUAGAGGUAAUACAAGUAUCGCAAAAUUGUUGGUGAAAGGAGGAGCUAAUUUAGAUGUGUUAAAUCUUCGUAAUGAGUCUCCCAUUUCUGUAGCUAUCAACAAUGGGUCUGAGGAACUUUUACAAUAUUUCUUAUUAAUAUGUCCUCUUCAAAAAUUCAAGGACCUAUUGGAAUUGUGUGUCAGCAAUGACAGUAUAAGUUCUGAUGAUUCUCGCCCGGAUGUCAAGAAUUCUGAAAUUUCCGAUAAGUUUCCAGCUUCAGCUGGUAUUGCUGCUAAGCAAGGCAAAAUGCUGCAAAGUCUCUUACAAACUUGUCCUGUUGAAAAUUUCGCGAUUUUGGAAGAAUACGGUCAAUCCUCCUUCCAGUCCGACGAUGGAAAAACACCUGUACAUAUUGCAACACACCUGGGUUGUGUGGAUAUGGUUAAAAGUUUAAUUGAUUGUGGUGUUAACAUUAAUGUUACUGACAACAGAAAUCAAACACCUUUGCAUAUUGCUUGUGCAUUAGAUGAUAGCAAAGCCGUUCAGCUAGUUGAAACCUUUAUCCAGAAUGGUGCCAACAUUAAUGCAACAGACAGCAAAAAUUAA